Messenger RNA from Phialemonium atrogriseum, 882 nucleotides. RefSeq lists its product as uncharacterized. NCBI's taxonomy places the organism in Eukaryota, Fungi, Ascomycota, Sordariomycetes, Cephalothecales, Cephalothecaceae. The transcript has a single exon. The record is from RefSeq and is a predicted model, not a curated record. Bases 99 to 401 code for a protein of 100 amino acids.
CGACCGCCCAGGCCCCCAGCUUAGAUUGCACCAUCCGUUAAAAUGUCAACACACCUGAAACGGAAACAUUCGUUAUCUGCAGGGGUUCAACACAAAGUAUGCAUACCUCGCUUUUCUCUUUAUCCCACGCGCGUAUUACUCUUUGUAUAUUCUUCUGUUUUUGUAUCUUCACCUUGGCUUGCACCUCACUUGCUCAUCUCCGAGGUCCCAGUUGCAAGCAAGUGGCAGCUCAAAGAGCAUCCUUGCGUGCCGAUCGGGCCGGGAAUCAAUCCACUAACUCCAAUCUGCUCGGUCAUCUGAUCUCUAAACUUGGGGGGCAGCAUCCUAGCCCCCGAAUAUCCAACGCCCGAUACCUCUCCCCGCAGAGGCAUACGUGUCUCGCGUGUAAUGCGCACGAGUAGUUGCUUGGCCUGCCAUCCACGUGGAGAUAGGGAGUUAAGAGGAUGACUUAUAGCCUACAUUUGACCCCUCCCCCGGACAAGAAUCGCCGAUGACCGUAUCACCUGCUGAUGGGUUUCGACUAUCUGUGCGGUGGAUUUUCCCGGAGCACGCCAUCAUACUUGCCUUUGAUAACGUCGGGUUCCAUGGUAUUGAUUGACAUACCUGCAGUCUGCAGCCUGCACCACAUCAUGCAAGCUUCACAGUCUUAAGGAUCUGUCGGGACAAUCAGUCCGUCCCUCUCAGCCAAUCCGCGAACCAUCGCUGCCGCAAGAGUUAUUUAGAGGCAUUCGCUAAGAGCAUGCCGCAACCCAUGCAUGUCAGGACCGGCAGGGCAGGAUCCAAGUGCGACGGAUGUAUUGCGACAAGAGGUUAGGACUUAAGCAAACCGAAAAAAAAUCUUCUCAAGAUAGCCGGAUUGACUUGUCAAAGAAAUGAACACCC